CCAACCGCCAUCCGAACGAUUUUUUGACACUGACAACAAUGAUUGAAUGAAUUGAAAACAUUUUUGAAGGAGAAAUUGAUUGUUUUUUAUAAAGGCAAAGAGGCAUCAACGGCGUCAGUAUCAUGGACGAUUCAAGAACUGUGUGGUGUGGAAACUUAUCGGACAAAGUAACAGAAGAGUUACUCUAUGAACUGUUUCUUCAAGCGGCCCCAUUGGAAAGAGUCAAAAUACCGAGCGACAAAGAGGGUAGAAGAUUAAAUUACGGAUUCGUCACCAUGAAACACGAAUGCUCCGUUCCCUAUGCAGCUCAACUCCUCAACGGAACACCCUUGUUUGAUAAAGUCAUGCAUGUAAGACCGAGAAACCCCAAUAAUCAGAAUCACGCUCAAAAUCAGAAUCAGAAUCAGAAUCAGAAUCAGAAUCAGAUUCCGAAUCACAAUGAACCGCAACGAAGAAGUCCCCAAAACUACUCUCAUAGAGAAAUUUCCAAUGAUUCCUAUCAGUCAAACAGACAUGGUGAUUAUGACAGGCCAAAUGACUACAGACAUGACUAUAGACACAAGAAUUUCUCUCCAAUCAGACACGAUAAUUACAACAGGCACAGGGAAUCCAGACAUAGAGAUUAUAGGAAGGGUAGGAAUAAUCAAAAUUGGCAUGAGGGACACAAACGAUAUUAAUUGUUGUAUUAUAUUUAUACUAUGUUAUUUUGUAAAAAAAAAUAUUAAUAAAUUCGUACUAUUUCAUCUGGA
Messenger RNA from Aethina tumida (small hive beetle), 749 nucleotides. Its product is annotated as RNA-binding protein 7. Gene Ontology annotation, cellular component: nucleus. Gene Ontology annotation, molecular function: single-stranded RNA binding. Gene Ontology annotation, biological process: regulation of alternative mRNA splicing, via spliceosome. Lineage: Eukaryota; Metazoa; Arthropoda; Insecta; Coleoptera; Nitidulidae. The transcript has a single exon. The record is from RefSeq and is a predicted model, not a curated record. Bases 123 to 677 code for a protein of 184 amino acids.